This is a messenger RNA of Eublepharis macularius, 2043 nucleotides long. It is a transcript of the gene KCMF1, whose product is annotated as potassium channel modulatory factor 1. The record is from RefSeq and is a predicted model, not a curated record. The transcript is spliced from 7 exons. Lineage: Eukaryota; Metazoa; Chordata; Lepidosauria; Squamata; Eublepharidae. Gene Ontology annotation, biological process: synaptic signaling. Gene Ontology annotation, molecular function: zinc ion binding. Bases 527 to 1672 code for a protein of 381 amino acids. Gene Ontology annotation, cellular component: plasma membrane.
GGAGGCGGCCGUGGCGGCGCUGUGACUGCGCGGGGAAGGAGGGAGGGCAGCAGGGCCAGAGAGGCCGGCAAGGCCCGUCGCUGCCGCCGCCGCCGUCGUCGAGCCGAGGGGCGGCGCUAGGAGCUGAGCCCGCUUACAGACUCCCCGUGUCACGGCGGCGGCGCCCGCCUGCUGCCGCCCGGGAAGGGAGGGGGAGAAACUGCAGCCGCCGCCGCCUCUUUCCCGGAGAGGCCUCGCCGCCGCCGCCUCCAUCCUCGCUCCCCUCCCUCCCUCCUUCCGCGCGCCCCCCAGGCGAGGCGAGGCGAGGCGCCCCGAGGAAGGCAGGAAGGAAGCCAGGCAGGCAGGCAGGCAGGCCGGCCGGGAGGGGGGCUGGCCCAGGCUAGGCCAGGCCGGGCCCGGGCUGCGGAGCCGGCGCCGAGCCGCCACGACCGGGGGGUGGGUGGGAGGGAGCGGGGAACUGGAGCCUGGGACGGGCCUGGGCUGGGCCGCGCCGGGCCGCUGCCGCCGCCGCCGCCUCUGAACUAGGAUGUCCCGACAUGAAGGUGUCAGCUGCGAUGCAUGUUUAAAAGGAAAUUUUCGAGGUCGCAGAUACAAGUGUUUAAUUUGCUACGAUUACGAUCUCUGUGCAUCUUGUUAUGAAAGUGGUGCAACGACAACAAGGCAUACAACUGACCAUCCAAUGCAGUGCAUACUAACAAGGGUAGAUUUUGAUUUGUACUAUGGUGGAGAAGCUUUUUCUGUAGAGCAGCCACAGUCUUUUACUUGUCCUUAUUGUGGAAAAAUGGGUUAUACAGAAACGUCUCUUCAAGAACAUGUUACUUCAGAACAUGCAGAAACAUCAACGGAAGUGAUUUGUCCAAUAUGUGCAGCAUUACCAGGAGGAGAUCCCAAUCAUGUCACAGAUGACUUUGCAGCUCAUCUUACACUGGAACACAGAGCUCCUAGAGAUUUAGAUGAAUCCAGCGGUGUUCGGCAUGUACGUAGAAUGUUUCACCCAGGCCGGGGUUUGGGUGGCCCUCGCGCACGUAGAUCAAACAUGCACUUUACUAGCAGUUCCACUGGUGGAUUUUCAUCCUCGCAGAGUUCGUAUUCUCCAAGCAAUAGGGAAGCCAUGGAUCCUAUAGCUGAGCUUUUAUCUCAGUUGUCUGGUGUGAGGCGUUCUGCAGGGGGACAGCUCAAUUCCUCUGGCCCUUCUGCGUCUCAGUUACAGCAGCUGCAGAUGCAAUUGCAGUUAGAGCGGCAGCAUGCACAGGCAGCACGGCAACAACUGGAGACUGCACGCAACGCAACAAGGCGCACCAACACUAGCAGCGUCACCACCACUAUUACACAAUCUACAGCAACAACCAACACAUCUAACACAGAAAACAGUCAGCAGACUAUCCAGAACUCUCAGUUCCUCCUUACAAGGUUGAACGACCCCAAGAUGUCGGAAGCCGAGCGUCAGUCAAUGGAGAGCGAGCGGGCCGAUCGCAGCCUGUUUGUCCAAGAGCUCCUACUGUCCACUUUGAUGCGGGAAGAAAGCUCCUCCUCUGAUGAGGACGAGCGCGGGGAGGUUGCCGAUUUUGGUGCUAUGGGCUGUGUAGAUAUUAUGCCUUUAGAUGUUGCUUUAGAAAACCUAAAUUUAAAAGAGAGUAAUAAAGGAAACGAGCCUCCUCCACCUCCUCUUUGAUGACAUCCCACUUCGCAGACAAUGUCCUCUGUGCUGUAUUUGCCAAUGAAAGUGGACGACAACUAUCUUGGGUUUGUUUUGGUGAUUGUAAUUUCAGGUCUGUCACUCUUGUUACAUUGUGUACAUUCAAAGGAAGAGAGAAAAAAAGAUAUAUAUGAUAAUCAUUUCCACUUAAAAAUAAUUUUUACUUCUAGCAGGUAAAUGUAGGUUUGCAGCGCAGAGGGAGACUCCUCUGUGCCCUGUACUUUUGACAUGCAAAAAGGCUCUCCUAAUACUCCACAUUCAAACUGAAGAGGAAAAAAAAUGAAAUCUCUAAUGAAGCUGCUGUGUGUAUUUAUGAAUAUUAAUGAAUAAAAACUGCUUGGAUGGUU